AGUCAAGCAAGGAGCACUAAAAAAGUCUUUGCCCCUCUUGGAGUCCAGUCGUCUCCGUAGCUUGGAAAAAGAAACCACCACCAAAGAACACAAACUGCCCAUUCCUUGUUUGACCCGAUCAGACCAAAAUAUUAGAAAACAAUCUUUAGUUCACACUCUUUACACACAUAUCUCACUUCAUUUUUUCUUUGGAGCUUUUAUUUUUGGGCUUUGAAUUAUGCUUUUGAAUAUUUAAACCAUGAUGUAGACUUUGUCUUCUCUCUUUAUGAACUAUUGGUGGUCUUCUCUCCUAGUUUCUCUGUGGAAAAGAAGGAUGCUUCGUUGUAGUUUCCAGUACCCUUUUGCCUUUUCUUUGAUCUUCUUCAGUUAAAACUUGAGAAAUCUGAGGUUUAAAUGUUAGGAGAAGCAUGGUUUAAUCGAUUUGACAGUUAAUCUCUGUUAAGCUGUUAUUAGCUGCGCAAGUGGAUUUUGUUAAUCCACUAUUUCAGUUCCGAUUUUGAGGGGUUUCUUCAUGAUCAUGGUGUUGCAUAGCGGAGUUUUUGCUGUUCUUAUCAGUGCUUUCGCAUGGUCACUGCUUCGCUGUAGUUUGAGCUAUGCUUCUGUGGAAGAUAUUAAUUGUUUGAAGAGCAUCAGAGAUUCGUUUGAGGACCCCUUUAAUUACUUAAACUCUUCAUGGAAUUUCAACAACGAUACUGAAGGAUUUAUUUGUAGAUUUACUGGGGUUGAAUGUUGGCAUCCGGAUGAGAAUAAGGUUCUAAAUAUCCGGCUUUCAGAUAUGGGACUCAAGGGUGAGUUUCCUCGAGGAAUCAAAAAUUGCAAAAGUUUGACAGGCUUAGAUCUUUCAAGCAACAAACUCUAUGGAAGUAUUCCAACCAAUAUCUCUGGAUUUCUCCCAUAUGUCACUAGCCUUGAUCUCUCAUCUAAUAAUUUCUCUGGAAAUAUACCAAAAAGCCUUGCAAAUUGUAGCUUCUUAAACAUUCUGAAACUUGACCACAACAAGCUGACGGGUCAGAUUCCUGCAGAACUCAGUUUGCUCAGUAGGUUGAAAGAAUUUACCGUAGCUAAUAAUCUCUUAACAGGGCCAAUUCCAAAUUUCCAGUCAUUAUCAGUAGAAAAUUUUGCAAAUAAUCCAGGAUUGUGUGGGAAGCCUUUGGAUCCGUGUCAGGCGACUUCGAAGGGCACUAAAACUGGAGUUAUUGCUGGGGCUGCUAUUGGUGGGGUGACAGUUGCGGCAAUAGGUGUGGGUAUUGGUCUGUUCUUAUAUUUCCGUAAAGUAUCUGUCAUGAGGAAGAAGGAUGAUGAUCCAGAAGGAAACAAAUGGGCAAAGAGCUUAAAGGGAGCUAAAGGCAUUAAGGUUUCCAUGUUUGAAAAGUCAGUUUCCAAAAUGAGAUUAAGUGAUCUCUUGAAGGCCACUAACAGUUUCAACAAAAAUAAUAUUAUUGGGUCAGGAAGAACAGGGACUAUGUACAAAGGAGUCCUUGAAGAUGGAACCUAUCUAAUGGUUAAAAGGUUGCAGGAUUCUCAACACUCUGACAAAGAAUUUGCAUCAGAGAUGGCUACUCUAGGAAGUGUGAAACACCGUAAUUUAGUUCCCCUUUUAGGCUUCUGCAUGGCAAAGAAGGAGAGGCUUUUAGUUUACAAAUACAUGGUAAAUGGUACUCUGAAUGAUAAUUUGCAUCUUGUGGAUGAUGCUAACAAGGCUAUGGAGUGGUCCUUAAGGCUUAAGAUCGGGGUAGGGGCUGCCAGAGGAUUUGCAUGGCUCCACCACAACUGCAAUCCUCGUAUAAUUCAUCGAAAUAUAAGCUCUAAGUGCAUCGUACUAGAUGCAGAUUUUGAGCCCAAAAUAUCCGAUUUUGGUCUUGCAAGGCUCAUGAACCCGAUUGAUACACAUCUGAGCACCUUUGUGAAUGGUGAAUUUGGGGAUUUAGGUUAUGUUGCCCCUGAAUAUGCGAGAACUCUAGUGGCCACUCCAAAAGGAGAUGUCUACAGCUUUGGCAUUGUCCUUCUUGAGUUGGUGACUGGUGAGAGACCUACCCAUGUAGCCAAAGCUCCUGAUAGCUUCAAGGGAAAUCUGGUAGAAUGGAUUACGCAGCUAUCAAAUGAUGGCAAACUUCAAGAUGCCAUUGACACAUUCUUGGUUGGGAAGGGUGUUGAUAAUGAACUUCUCCAAUUUCUUAAAGUUGCAAGUAAUUGCGUAUUGCCACCUCCCAAGGAGAGGCCUACCAUGUUUGAGGUAUACCAGCUUUUAAGAGCUAUUGGGGAGCGAUACAAUUUUACAGCUGAGGAUGAACUGUUGAUGCCUUCAGAUGCUGGUGAUGCUGAUUAUAUAGAGGAACUUAUUGUUGCUCGAGACGUCAAGGAGAAUAAUUGAAAAGAUGUGGGUUGGUGAGCAGUGCAUCUUGGCAUAGUGCAUGUGUAAGUAUUUGUUAUUGUGCAUGUUUAAAAUAAAGAUUGAUAUUUUACGUGUACGGAUGCUUUUCUUGCUAGUUUCAACUUUCUAAAUUUAGUACUCACUGUAAUGGCAUCAUUUAUAGUUUUCAAGCAUCUAUGUUAGGCCUUUCUGUCUUUUAUUUUGUAUUAGAAUCCUUAGUUAGUAUCCCGGAGGAAAAACUUUAUAUUCAUUUUUAUUUUAUCUCCUGAGGCUUUCUCCGUAAAUGAUUGUGUAUGCAGAAUGAUUAGAUUUACACCAAGUGGAUGGUAUAUGUAAUGUAAGUUAGAUCAAUUUAUAGUUGCGGGACUACUGUUUUCCUUUAUUCAUUAAUGUGAUAUUGUAUCUUGCUGAGUGCUUU
Molecule: messenger RNA, 2789 nt
Organism: Theobroma cacao (cacao)
Lineage: Eukaryota; Viridiplantae; Streptophyta; Magnoliopsida; Malvales; Malvaceae
Gene: BIR1
Product: BAK1-interacting receptor-like kinase 1
Biological process (GO): protein phosphorylation
Molecular function (GO): protein kinase activity; ATP binding; protein binding
Source: RefSeq, a predicted model, not a curated record